AGCGCACACAGCAUGGAGCACCGUGUGAGCAUGUUAGCCGAGGUGGCUACAUCAUGACAGAUUAUUUAUUUAUUUUGGGGGGUCUGUGUCAAAUUUUACCGCCAAAUGUCAGACAAGACACGUCCAGCGAGUGACGCCCGUCACUGUGGCGCAGUUAUUUCUACGAUAACACCGUAAUAAGUGUCCAAAAGUUGUUGGACAAUGUCUGUCAAGAUGAGACUGGCCCUGCGCAUCUGCAGCCGCAGGUCUCCAUGGCAACCGGUGACCACGUCAAUCAAAGACUCACCUGUCAGGAUUCACCCUGUGGCACACAUUGGGGACUCAAGGCCAAGCCUGGCUGGCACCUCAGUGAGGUUUUACUCACAGGACGGCGUUCGCAGCGAGGAGCACCUCUCUCCAGUGAUCAGCUCCGAUGGAGCCACCUCAAACAAGCCGCGGUUUCCUUUCAACGACCACCUGCAGCAGUGCGGCUCCCCAUCAGACGUGUUAGAUCUCACCUGUCGGUACGCGCCCACGGUUCGACAGAUCAGCAACUGCCUGACCCACAUGUGGUCCGCCACCAAGAAGAUGACAGACGAGCAGCGGCGCUGCGAGCUGGUGCUCAUGUUCGAGCAUCCUGCGCUCGACAGGCUGCUGCAGAGCGCCAUGAAGAGCGCGGGCCACAUGCGCAACGAGGACUUGGCUUAUUCUCUCAUAAGUAUGGUCAAGCUGGGUGUCCCCCAACGCAGCCGCGUGGUCCAGACUUUCCUGCGAGCCUGCCAGGAGAAGCUGAACGACUUUGAUGAGAAGUGCCUGUCCAUCAUGGCGUCCUGUCUGAGAGACAUGAAGGAGGACACCCCCAACGUCUUUGCACUUAAGGAGGGCAUGAGGCUGUUGGUUGAGGCCCGUCUUCCCAAGAUCAAGAAUGUCAUGUCUCUCCAGACCAUGAUGUAUAUGCUGGGGGAAAACGCCCCGCUGAACCUGAAACGGAAACUCGAGGGAAAGGCUCUGUCACUGAUAGACCAGUUCAGCCUUCCUAACGCCCAGCACAUGAUCUCCACCAUGGCCACAAUGGGCUUCUACUCCAAACCACUGCUGGACGUCUGCAGCCGGAAGAUAAAAGAAGACCUCUAUGGAAUCCCCUUCAACAGACUGUUUACAGUUCUGCUGUCCUACAAGGAGCUGCGCUACAGAGACUUCGAUCUGCUCACCAGCCUCUCGGACUACAUCGCCUCUACGCUGGACUUAUGGACCACCAAACAGUUAGUCCUCUUCCUCUCUGUGUUUGAGAACCUCGCCUUCUAUCCCGCCGCCUUGAUGGAGGCUUUCGCUGAGAAGGUGAUCGCCAAUCCGGACGCCCUGACGCUUCAAGACCUCUUCUGUGUCCUCAAGGCGUACUCCUCUCUUAACUACGAUGUGCAGCACCAGAGACAACAGUUCCUGGACAGUCUCAGUCAGGUUCUGGACGCCUACCUGCCCAAGAUGUCCGAGUUUGAGCUGUUAAAGACCGUAUACUACCUGUGUCAACUGGGCCACUUUCCCUCCGCACAGCUGGAGAAACUCCUGCAGGGCAGCACACUGGAGCAGUUUAAGAUGACAGCGCCCAAGUUUGUCCAAAACCAGGAGAGGAUGUUUCAGAUGGUGAACUUGUGCCUCCGUCUCGACCGCCCUCCACUACCUAUGCCCCUGACCGUCCCCUCAUUCGUCCUGGGAGAGCCCACCCUCAGCGGGCCAUCAGCCAACCCGUGGUUCUCGCAGAGCAUGCGGAGUGUGUUGGGAGACCAGGUAGACACGGUGCUUCAGGAAAGGGUGGUGGUGGAGGACUUCUACUUCAUAGAUGGUGUCAUAACCAAACCUCUGCCAAACCAAAGCGCUGUGACUGAAGCCAGCCGUCACACAGGAGAAGCGAGUUCUCCGGCAGAGAGCAGUCAAAGAUUUGCAGUAAUCUGCGCUCAGCACACUGCCUUUUGCUUCGGCACGUCCAAACCCCGCGGCACUCUGGCGGUCAUGGCUCGCCAUCUGAAGAUCUUGGGAUACGAGCCUGUUUUGGUCAUGCAGCAGGAGCUGCAAUCCAUGUCUGAAGAACAGAGGACAGAGUUCUUCAGGGGACGGAUCUUUCCAGAACACCACAGGUCGGACACACAACCCAAAAUGGAAGCAGCCGAGAUCUUGAGGACAGAUGUCAGCGUUUAACGGGUGCCAAGUCACGGAUACAGUCAUCAAAGACAGACAGAUUUUGUUGUGCUAUUCAAAGCUUUGUAAAAGAUUAAGAAGGAAUUCAUGUAUUUAAAUAAAUGCUUAUUAAACAUAAA
Larimichthys crocea (large yellow croaker) is the source of this 2291-nucleotide messenger RNA. It is a transcript of the gene fastkd2, whose product is annotated as FAST kinase domains 2. Bases 202 to 2172 code for a protein of 656 amino acids. NCBI's taxonomy places the organism in Eukaryota, Metazoa, Chordata, Actinopteri, Sciaenidae. The record is from RefSeq and is a predicted model, not a curated record. Gene Ontology annotation, biological process: regulation of mitochondrial mRNA stability; mitochondrial RNA processing. The transcript has 12 exons. Gene Ontology annotation, cellular component: ribonucleoprotein granule; mitochondrial matrix. Gene Ontology annotation, molecular function: RNA binding.